Messenger RNA from Staurois parvus, 578 nucleotides. NCBI's taxonomy places the organism in Eukaryota, Metazoa, Chordata, Amphibia, Anura, Ranidae. The record is from the annotation of a GenBank genome assembly.
GGAGCAACAGGUCAUCGGGCCCCCAGGCGGAGCAACGGGGCACCCAAGUCACCAGGCACGACAGUGGGCUCCGAGUCAAUGGUAUGACCGCAGGGCACUGGGUCAGGACAUUGUAUCGAUCUGGCUGGACAGCGGGCAUCGGGUCACCAGGCAUCAGGUCAUUUGGCUCGACAGCGGGCACCGCGUCAUCUGGCAAGGCAGUGGGCUCCGAGUCAACUGGUAUUGGAUCGUCUGGCUGGACAGCGGGCACUGGGUCACCAGGCAUCAGGUCAUUUGGCUCGACAGCGGGCACCGCGUCAUCUGGCAAGGCAGUGGGCUCCGAGUCAACAGGCACGACAGUGAGCACCGGGUCAUCAGGUACCGGAUUGUCUGGCUCGACAGCGGGCAUCGGGUCACCAGGUAUGAUGACAGCGGGCACUGGGUCACCAGGCAUCAGGUCAUUUGGCUCGACAGCGGGGCACGGAUCAGGUACCGGAUCAUCUGGAUCAACAGCGGGCAUCGAGUCAACUGGCCUAAUAGGAUCGUCAGGCUGGAUCAGUUAUCAUGCUGGGUAGAGGCAUCAGGCUGAAUGCCGGCGU